Molecule: messenger RNA, 2370 nt
Organism: Penicillium oxalicum
Lineage: Eukaryota; Fungi; Ascomycota; Eurotiomycetes; Eurotiales; Aspergillaceae
Product: AFI1/MesA family protein
Exons: 3
Coding region: 1-2370 (789 amino acids)
Biological process (GO): actin cortical patch localization
Cellular component (GO): plasma membrane
Source: RefSeq, a predicted model, not a curated record
AUGUCUUCGACGCUCCCCUACCGACCCUCAAACGACUCGUUGUCCACCUCCAAUCCGAAGAACAAUGGCCUCCCCCGGCUUUCUCCAGCUGCCUCCUUCGUCGGAAGAUCUCCUAGUCGCUCUCAUGGCUCAUUCAGACGUACAUCGGCCGAGAACCCGGCGAGUCAGAAGGCGCGGCGGUGCAAGUCGCAGUAUCCGCUGGACUCGCCAGAGCGUCACGUCGAAUACAUUCUGGUAGCAUCCUUCCACAUCGACCGAGGGCCAAUCAUGGAGCACCAAUACCCGGCAGCGAUCAGUGGCGAUGAGAGCAUGCUCGCCGAGCUCAUGCUUCCAGAUCAGACACACGUGCGCAGUCAGGAUUGGACCAUUUUCUUUCUUCACAAGGACACGAGCGGGGAUGAUGAGGACGAGACGGAAGAUGGGACCAAGAAGAAGAGAAAGAAGAGAAAGAAAGUGAACAUCGGCGAAGGCGACGAAGCAGACGAUUCUCUCAGGGAGGACUCGGAAGAAGUUUCUGAGGAGGACAGCAGCGACGACGAAGAGGGUGGAGAGGGCCCACCUCUGAUGUAUGUGCUGAACUUGGUCAACACAAAGCAGGACAAUACGGUUCGACGAGGUGCGGUGGUCAAGGCCAUGGCGAUUUGUACAAGACAUUCAUUUCUGCACAUAUACAAACCACUCCUGCUCUUGGCGUUGGAGGAUUACUUCAAGUCGCCUUACCCCGAGACCCUCGCGUCACUGUAUGACGCCGUCAAUAGCAUGGAUUUAUCCCUGAUGCCUCGGAUGUCCAUCCUGGAGAGGCACAUCUUGCAAUCCAGCAACACAAAAGACAUGUUCAUUGAAAAGUUUGAGCAGAUGGUUCGUCAGCGAGAGGAAGAGGAAGCAGAGGAGGACGAGGGUCCUCCAUCACCGAGAAAGAUGAGUCGUUAUGUGCUGCCGCGAGACACCCAUGAAUUUGAGUCAAAAGUGGUCUACAAUGAUAUCCCGAUUCCCGUCAAGAUUCCGACGGUCAUCUGGCCUGAAACUGUCGGCGACUUUUCUCUCGUCAAAUUGAUCCAGACGUUUGCAGGGCCACACGCGACCGCGCCUCAGGGGUUCCCAAACCAUCCACACCUGACAACAAGCGGCCCGUUCACACAUCCCAUCAUUGUGCUCGUGAACGCGAUUCUGACGCAGAAAAGAGUCAUUUUCCUAGGGCACAAUAGACCCUCCGGUGAGGUGGCUGAGGCUGUUCUGGCCGCGUGUGCCAUCGCUUCCGGGGGAAUUCUGCGUGGAUUUACUAGACACGCUUUCCCCUACACAGACUUGACCAAAAUUGACGAUCUUCUCAAAGUUCCGGGUUUUAUUGCCGGCGUGACGAAUCCGACGUUUGCCAACCAUCCCGAAUGGUGGGAUGUUUUGUGCGAUUUGCCAACGGGACGUAUGAAGAUAUCGAGCCACAUCGAGCCUGCUCCAGUCACAGAAGGACUGCUGUUUUUCCAACAGCAGCAUGCUUCUGCGCCAAUCCACACCCCCACCUCUCAGACCGAUCCAACAGGAGACCACCUAUUCAUGGAAGACAUUCUCCGUAGCAUCAGUCAACGGCAUGGCGAGAAUGCCGUCCGGGCGAAGUGGCGCGCCUACAUUGUCAAAUUCACCCGAGUCGCGGCAGCAUUUGAAGAGGCUGUCUACGGCGCCUCGAAUCUCUACAUCAUCGGGCCUGGUGAAGAGCUGUCCCCCGAUAGUCCGACUGGGCACCAAACAGAUCCCCUGGAUCCCACCUCAUUGAGGGGCCAUGGCUAUGUCUGGCCCGACGAGGCUUCCAAGCAACGCGAGCUUUCCGCGUCCGUCUCUCGCAUUGAGGGUUGGCGGAAUACUCGUUCGUACUACUCUUAUAUUCAAGAUAUUGCGGCAAUGUAUUACCCGGCGCGGCCCAUUCAGCGACCGGACAUCCACCACCAUCACGACCGGCUUCGAUCACUGAAGCUGUCGCACGCAGACUCGGGUGCCAUCUAUCUCGCACUGUCCCAUGCCGUCAAAGACUACGCGGGUAUCUGUCAACUGCUCACUGUGACUCCCGAGAACCAAGCCGGCCUCUUUUACGUCAGCAUGGGUCUUUUCCAUCCGGACCAAGCUGUCCGGGAAGCAACUGUGGAAUUGCUUGAUCGCAUCGCUGCUCACCCGGCGGGCCGACAUUUUUGGACCCAUCUCACUCGUUUCGCCAAACUGGGAUAUUUCCGGGUCAAACGCGAGCGUGAGAGUGCUCAAAGCCCCAUUGCGACUAUCCCAGGCGGCUCUCUUGCCAUGACGAGUCACGGUACAAGCUUCAGCGUCGAGCCACAAAGUCUGGUCGGGGUCGCUCUAGGUGAUAACAUCAAGCGGAAGAGCUGA